Messenger RNA from Medicago truncatula (barrel medic), 807 nucleotides. RefSeq names its product putative FBD-associated F-box protein At5g44940. The transcript is spliced from 2 exons. The record is from RefSeq and is a predicted model, not a curated record. The coding region runs from base 1 to 807 and encodes 268 amino acids. NCBI's taxonomy places the organism in Eukaryota, Viridiplantae, Streptophyta, Magnoliopsida, Fabales, Fabaceae.
AUGGCAGCAGAAAACUAUGGAAUGGAACACCUUGAAUUCCAAGGAUCAGAUACGCUCAAGUUUUACAAUUUUAUUUUUGGUUUCAGUAACCUUGUUGUUCUCAAGUUGAAAGCCAUCCAUGUCAAUUAUUUUUUACCCGUUGACUUUCCUAGUCUUAAAACCCUACAUUUAAACAAUGUUUUUAUUUAUGAACACUGGUUUCUUCGAGAACUUGUUAAUUCCUGUCCAAUUCUUGAAGAUUUUCAAGCUAAAAAUAUAUCUGUUGGGUAUUGGUCAGAGAACUAUAAUGGAAGGUUUAAACGCUUAACCAAUUUGGUUAGGGCGGACAUUGCUGACUUGAAUAGUUGUGAUGUUCCUCUUGAAGCCUUUUCUAAUGUUCAAUUUCUUCGAGCAGAAGAGAUGUUUGGACAUGUUCCUGUGUUUCGUAAUCUAAAUCAUGUGGAGCUAGUCUUCCAAAGAAAUGUCGAUUGGUGUUGGGUAUUUGGGGUGCUGGAGAAAUUCCCCAAACUUCGAAUUCUUGUCCUUGAAAUGCCUCAACUUUUAACAUCAGUUCGAUCGUUUAUCUCGAUCCUAAGUGUUUCCCCUGAAUGCCUUUCUUCAAAGUUCAAAGAGUGCACUAUUACAAAUUAUGGAGGACAGAAAUAUGAGCUGCAAUUUGCACAAUACAUUAUGCUGAAUUCAACAAACUUACAGAGGAUGACAAUAUACAACUCAUCUUCCAUGAAUCAUGAAGAGAAGCUUGCAAUGCAAAUGGAAUUGUUGUCCUUCCCAAGGAGCUCUGCCUCGUGCCAGAUUUAUUUUAAAUGA